Aplysia californica (California sea hare) is the source of this 2933-nucleotide messenger RNA. Its product is annotated as mucin-5AC. The record is from RefSeq and is a predicted model, not a curated record. Lineage: Eukaryota; Metazoa; Mollusca; Gastropoda; Aplysiida; Aplysiidae. Bases 601 to 2778 code for a protein of 725 amino acids. The transcript has 12 exons.
CUUCAUAGAUUCUGAUUUUUUGGUUAUACACUUUGUUUUUGACGUAUGUUCAUACUGUGUCCCAAGACUGACUUGUCUAGUUUUAGUGUGUACUAUCUCCGAUGCCUUCUUGUCGAUACCGAGCACUGAGCAAGGUAGGGAAGGUAUGCCUCCCUUCACAAUCUCCGUGGUGUUUGUGUUGAACUAAUAGCCUUCUUAAAUUUCUUUCACUACAUUUUGAUAAGAACUUCUCUUAUUCUCCAUAACUCAUUAGUACUGGUUCUUGAAUGACAGUAUUGACAGAAUACCAGACUGUUGGUUUUUUUGGUUUCCCCCAUUGAAGUACCAUUAUUUCUCUACAACCGUAGCAUAGUUGUUCACCCCCGUUUUUGAAUAGUGAACUCGGCGACAACACAUAGUUUACUCUCCUCUUGUCGCAGUCGUCGGUAAGUGUGUAAUUUUCGCUCUCUUCCGUCAGCUAUUGGGUGGUAAGAUUCAACGCAACGCACACACAGGUUGCAUUUUGCAGGUCUUGGCUGUCUACGCUGAUCGUGUUUUUUUGUGUUGUGAUGAACCCGUUGAGUCUAAGUGCAAGUCCAAUUUGUUUACGGUAAAUUACUGAUGAGCAAGAGUAAACCAGGUGGAGGUGGUGGCGACCGAAAGGGCGAGGGAGUGAGAGAAGGCGAUGCUCCGCGACUGAUCUCUUCGCAGGCAGUCACGGCGGGUGUUCCCACCCCCAGGCCCACGCUCGCCGUCGGGGGGCCUGGCCACACCUUCAUUGUGCAACCCCAGCAUGGGAGCCAGCACCACGACGUGAAAAACUUUGCAGCGAAGCUGACGCGCCCCAUAGCCCCAGCUCCUCCCACCCAGGCAGCUCCAACUAUUGUAGGGAGGACUGUGCAGUCUUCCCAACCGAAUAUUCCAAGCAUCAUUUCUUCUUCAGUAGGUCGCAGUCCCACGGAGGGUCUAGUCAGCCUGAACCUGGUGAGCACCACAGGGACCAGUGGCCUGGGCACCAUCACCCACACCCCCAUCACCGUGCCCGUCACCCUGCCACAGGCCAACGUCUUGCAGCUAGGCUCCAGUGCCGGCGCAGUUUCUGGUACCUCCACCGUGGUGCCGCAGGGCAUCCCGGGUUCGAUUCCCAUCAACAUGCUGAGAGGGGCGGGGACUGGGCAGCAGCCUCAGCCUCAGAUUCAGGCGUUUGCCUCAAAUUUCCAGACUCACCUGCCCAGAGGUACCACCACCCUGUCGGUGCCCAAGUCGCCGGCCAUCUUGCGCCAAGGCGCCUCGGCCAGUCUACAAAUCCCCACCCCAGGCCUGAGCGCCGCGGUCAACCUGCCCAUGGCCCGGCAGCCCAUGCUGCAGACGAAGACCAGCACGCCGCAGGCCACACGCUCCCCGUCCCCGGCCAUCGGGGGUCAGCCCGUGCCCCAGGCCCAGCCUCAGGACUUGUCCAGAGCCAGUUUCCCCCUCCAUGGCUCCAUCGCUCCGGUGACCUCGGGGAACCCCGGCCCCCAGCUCCCCAUGCACAUCACGCUGAACCGCAUGGGCACGCCCGUGGCACAGGACGGUCGCACCAUUCCAGCGCAGGUCCCUACUGACGCAGCCACGGUCGCCAGCGCCACUGUCAGCCUCCAGCAGCGGAUCAGUGUGUCUCUGUCCUCAGACACGGGCCUGCAGCAGCGGCUGGCGGCAGACAUAGCCCGCUCCAACCUGACCUUCACCUCCCAGGCGGCCGCGGCCAAAAUGAACCAGCAGCCGCUCGGCCCGCAGGCGAAAGUGAUCUCCUCGCAGCCCCUGGCCCAGCAUAUGGCCGCCAUGAAAUCGGUGAACCUUGCUGUGUCCACUCCAGUCAUGAUUAACUCCAUCAACCCAUCCAUGGCCACCGCCACCACCACCAUUGCCUCGUCCGCUCCAAUUCCAAUUGCAUCCCCAUCCACGUUGCCAGCUGGCCACUCGUCCUCAGCUGUCGCGUCCCUGCAGUCAUCCACAUUGCCUCUUACAGCAUCCUCCUCCUCAUCAUCGUCGUUGCCGUUGUCAUCAUCUACUGCGGCGACCUGCGACCCCGGCCUGGUGCGACAGGAGCAAGCAGUGGUCCCGUCCUCACAGACGCCCGCAGGGGGCAUCAUCAUCUCUCCCGAGUUUCAGGCCAGGCCACCUGGUUCCAUCAUCACCAUGACAACCCUGGCCUCCUCAGUACAAGGAGGGGCCACGCCCACUGUGAUUUCUCAUCCUGAAAAUAGGUCAACAAGCCACAGCCAACAGCAGAUUGGUAUCGGACCAAGCGACCCGAUGUGGUACCAGCACUUUGUCUACCAGCAGGGCACUCAGGCGCCCUUGGUCUCCCAGGCCACGUCCACCAUCGUGCGACCGGGGACCAGCACCUUCGCCUUUUUACCUUCACAAGGCAACAAGUUACAAACCCCGACGUCCAACCUGACAGCGACGCAGCUGGCCCACCAUGCCAUGUCCGUGUCUUCUACGGCCGUCCGCUACAACACCAACAUGAUGGUCAUGGACCAGAUGAGACAGCAGCAGCAACAGCCGCAGCAACUACCGCUGCACUCAGGGUUCAGCACCAGCACAACCGCAACCUCCUCUGUCGGGGAAAAAUUGGCAGCCAACCUGGCGUCCCGUGCGACGGUGGCCAGCAGCAUCUACACGGCCUCGGUGGGCGUCCAGUCCCAGAUGUCCGGGGGUAGCGGGGGCUCGGGGGGUCUCAGCGCCGUGCCCGUCUCUAACCCCAGCUCCUCCCCGCGACCCAGCAUUCUCAGGAAGCGCACCAGUGAAGCGUAAGUUCUCCUGCCUUCUUCUUAAAGCAAGGGUAUAAUAAUGUUCAUAAUAAUGAUGAUAAUAAUGUAUUAGUGCAGUAGUCUCCCCCUAAGAUCUUGGUGCUCAGGAGCAAGGUAAAUGCGGGAUCUUAGGCGGACCAGGAUCCUAGCCGAAGAACC